AUGGAGCAAGACGAUCAAUCUCCGCCAGUCGAAGGGACCCCGACGUCAAGAGCCAAGGCCCGUUCAGAUCAUUUAAUGAAACGCGUGUCAAGAGCAUGUCUGCAUUGUAGACAGCGCAAGUCGAAAUGCGACCUGGAUAGCAGUGGCAGCCCGGGAGUCCCACCAUGUCAGCGGUGUAUCAGGGAUAACCGUGAAUGUGUCCUAGGCAGUUCCAAUCGAGGGGGACGGCGGAUUCGCAAGAAUAAAAUCAAAAAUUUCACACCAGACAGCAAUUCUUCUGUGCGAAGGGAUUCCGUCAUUGAGGCACCAAGCCCUUCCAAUUCAGAGACUCGUCAAACGACGUCUAGUUCUUACCCUGGUCCCGUUGUCUUCCUACCCCCUGAUCCGCCGACCGCAACUUCAAUCUCCGUUGAUGAUGAUGAAGACGAAGCUUCUAUCGGCGAUGUUCCCCGCAAUCCGUCUGAUGCCUGGCAGUGUCUGACGGGCAUUGCGAAGAGAGGUACAGAAGACCCGAGCGCCGAAACGGGCGUCGAACCUCUGCGUACAGGACCCAGUGCAUUCUCAUCAUACACGGCACUUCAAGACAGUUCUGUUACUGGGUUUCAGUCAAAUAGCGGCAUCAAAGCGUACAGGCUAGUGCAAUCACGCUCACUAGAUCCGGGAACGGUAUGGCAGUUAGUGGUUCGCUACGCUGAAAACUUCCAUCCGUACCUUCCUUUGGUGCCACGAAAGUACUUUGAUCGCAGUGCGCUAGAUGCAUUUGCUAAUAACGAGAAGCAUCUGCUUACUGCCGUCCUCACAAUUGCUUCGAAAGAUCUAGCCGAACGGCCGGAGAUCCACGAGUACUGUUCUAAGUACAUGCAUGAGCUGAUAUCUGGAAUUGCUGCUGGAGCCGAUUGCGAUGUUGAAGCUGUGGAGGCUCUUCUUAUUUUGGCGGAAUGGGAACCCCAAGGCCUCCGACCGCGCAUUGAACGUGUAGGCCGUGGAGAGGAAGAUCGAGCUGCCUGGAUGCAUGUAGGGCUCGCCUUGCGAUCUGGUUGGUUUCUUGGCCUAGACAGGACGUCAUUCAGAGGCGAUUCUUCUGGAGACGCGGAGACAGAAGCUCGUAGGCGGCUAGCAUGGACGAGCUGCUACGUAUCGGACCGAUUGAUAUCUGUUCGUAUUGGACGUGCUUUCUGGUCUCGCGGGCCGGGUCCGAUGACUGGCCUUGUCAGCCAAGACUUUCCAUCGUUGCAACCCGCUAGAGACGGUGAUGAGGAUUAUGCGAAGAUAUUUCAGGCUACCCUGGAUCUGACGCAACUUUACGGAAAUGUUCACGAUGUGCUCUAUUCUGGCAUGCGUACGAGCAAUCAAAUGAUGCUCAUGGGCGACUAUGUUAAGUACGUGGAUGAUUUUCGCCUUGCAAUCUUGCGAUGGAAGUCUAUCUGGGGUUCUCUGUCUUGUUCACCGCCAAUGAAAACCACGUUACAGCUGUCCUACGAAUACCUGAGGCUAUACACAAACGCUUUUGCCUUCCAGGCGGCAAUAUCCCAGUCGCUUGUGUCCAAGAUCAGGAACGAUGACAAGGCUCAAAGAGAUCAUCUGCGAGCAACGUUUAACAAUGUGGCCUCGAUGCAGGAUGCUCGGUUUAUCUAUGAAUCGGUCGAUGCCGCAAAAACAUACCUGACCAUCCUUGUUGAUGUGGUUCACCCAGAAAAGCAUCUUCAUUUUAUGCCGUUGAGGUAUUAUUUAUACGGGAUCUACGCAGCCGUAUUUCUGUACAAGGCACGCUCAUUCGGAGUAAUGUCUCACUUGGAGGAGCUGAAAGUGCGGGAUCUCGUGACGCGGACCACCGAAGUACUGAAGAGAGCAAGCGCUGGAUCUGAUGACAUAGGAUCGCGUUAUUCUCGACUCCUUGAACUCCUUUGGAAACAGAAGUCGAUGGCACCAACUUCACCAGCCGGAACCCAUCAAAGCGGUGAUGUCCUGAUGCAGAGUAACAGCGCAUUAUCGCACCAUUUGUCCGAUCAAAGUAGCUACGUGCACUUCAGCCCUGCGAAUGACUUCUCAUGGCUGGAUCUCGAAGCCGUCGGGGAUUACGUCUCUGGAGAUCAAAUAUCGGGAGCCAACACACUCGCAUUAGAUACCUUCCAGAACCAGGACAUCUUCCAAGCGGGACAAGAGCGAUCCCAGGCAUGGCAGGUUCCAUGGUCGGGCGACAUGAGCAGUAGCCUUCUCUUCUGA
Aspergillus neoniger CBS 115656 is the source of this 2223-nucleotide messenger RNA. RefSeq names its product Zn(II)2Cys6 transcription factor. Gene Ontology annotation, cellular component: nucleus. Gene Ontology annotation, molecular function: DNA-binding transcription factor activity, RNA polymerase II-specific; DNA binding; zinc ion binding. The record is from RefSeq and is a predicted model, not a curated record. The transcript is spliced from 4 exons. The coding region runs from base 1 to 2223 and encodes 740 amino acids. Gene Ontology annotation, biological process: DNA-templated transcription; regulation of DNA-templated transcription. NCBI's taxonomy places the organism in Eukaryota, Fungi, Ascomycota, Eurotiomycetes, Eurotiales, Aspergillaceae.